Molecule: messenger RNA, 1215 nt
Organism: Talaromyces rugulosus
Lineage: Eukaryota; Fungi; Ascomycota; Eurotiomycetes; Eurotiales; Trichocomaceae
Exons: 4
Coding region: 1-1215 (404 amino acids)
Biological process (GO): nucleoside metabolic process
Molecular function (GO): catalytic activity
Source: RefSeq, a predicted model, not a curated record
AUGGCACCUGGGCGCAAGGCAGACACACCACUAGACGUUUCGAUUACGACGGCAGAGGACCGCAUAUCAGCGGUCGCACAUAUAAAUUCACCGAUGUUAGACAUUAAUGAUUACACCGUCGCAUGGCUGUGUCCUCUCUACUUCGAGGCUGGAGCGGCCCUGUUCAUGCUCGACGAGUACCAUGGCGUCCCUCGACGAUUUCCUGGCCAGACAGUCCAGUACCACCUCGGUCGGGUCGGGCAGCACAACGUCGUAAUUGUUGGGUUUCCCCAGGGCGAAAUUGGCAUUGGUGUUGCUGCUAGCAUAGCCACAGAAGUCAAGCGCGACUUCCCUCACCUGGAAACUGGAAUGCUUAUCGGUGUCGCGGCGGGUAUUCCCUCGGCGGCGAAUGACAUUAGACUUGGCGACGUCGUUGUCGCGGUACCGACGGGUGACAGCUCUGGGGUCAUUGGAUAUGACCUGGUUAAUAUUGAGCCAGAACGGAUACGAUUAAAGCAAUGGCAGGACGCGACACACCCUGCGCUGAGAUCUGCCAUUUCGGCUCUCAGGGCACGCUCAACUCUGCUACUGCGGCCUUCGACGCCACCACCGACUAGUUUCUCUCCACAUGACACACGGCCAUCUGGCGAUAAGCCAGUUGUGCAUUACGGGUGUAUUCUGUCCGGAAACCGCGUUGUGAAGUCGGCAGCCCUUCGCGAUGAAAUGGCGCAAGCAAAUAACCCUAUCGCGAUCGAGAUGGAAGCUGCAGGAAUAAUGAAUCGCUUGCGAGUGGCCGUUAUUCGGGGAGUGAGUGACUUCGCUGAUGUCGAAAAGAACGAUGACUGGCAAUUUUAUGCGGCUGCGACGGCGGCAGCGUAUGCCAAAGAACUCUUACUGUGUCUAAGUCCGCUACGAGCGGAGACUGGUGGGCUACCCCAUCCUUCCCCGCGGAUUAUAGAGAAUAUCGUAUCUGACCUCACAUUGAAAAGCAGCACCAAGACCGACCGUAAUCCCACAGGCGCGGUCGUCAACUUGCUCAAAGUUCUUGAUCUAGACUCCUCCCCCGAGGCACGAGCACGACUAGCGAGAAGGUGGUCGGUUUUUGUCGGCGAGGACGGGAGCGCCGCGCGAAAUAUUGCGCUUCAUGGGGUAAUCAUGGAUGAGGUUGCAAAGAAUGAUGGCAGAGCUACUGCAAAUCUUGCCGCGGCCCUUUCCGUGGCGGGGAAUCGUCAUUGA